Messenger RNA from Artibeus jamaicensis (Jamaican fruit-eating bat), 2229 nucleotides. RefSeq names its product kaptin, actin binding protein (gene KPTN). Lineage: Eukaryota; Metazoa; Chordata; Mammalia; Chiroptera; Phyllostomidae. The coding region runs from base 112 to 1401 and encodes 429 amino acids. The transcript is spliced from 12 exons. Gene Ontology annotation, molecular function: actin filament binding. Gene Ontology annotation, biological process: actin filament organization; negative regulation of TORC1 signaling; cellular response to amino acid starvation. The record is from RefSeq and is a predicted model, not a curated record. Gene Ontology annotation, cellular component: lamellipodium; KICSTOR complex; actin cytoskeleton.
GUCAGGUUGCGUGACUAGUGGGCUCCGCGAAGUCCAGGUCGCUUCGGCAGCGGUGGGCGGGGUGGGCGGACCACGGCGGGGGCUGCAGGGGUUGAGUGAGUGCGGUGCGUGAUGGGGGAGGCGGCCGUGGCCGCGGAGCCUUGCCCGCUGCGCGAGGAUAGCUUCACGCGCUUCUCGUCGCAAAGCAACGUGUACGGGCUGGCGGGUGGCGCGGGCGGGCGCGGAGAGCUGCUGGCCGCCACCCUUAAAGGCAAGGUUCUGGGCUUCCGCUACCAAGACCUCCGACAGAAAAUCCGGCCGGUGGCCAAGGAGCUGCAGUUCAAUUACAUACCCGUGGAUGCCGAGAUUGUCUCCAUCGACACCUUCAACAAGUCGCCCCCAAAGCAGGGCCUGGUCGUGGGGAUCACGUUUAUCAAGGAUUCAGGGGACAAAGGCAGCCCCUUCCUUAACAUUUACUGUGACUACGAGCCUGGCUCUGAGUACAACCUGGACUCCAUUGCCCAGAGCUGCCUGAACCUGGAGCUCCGCUUCACCCCUUUCCAGCUGUGCCAUGCAGAGGUCCAGGUCGGGGAUCAACUGGAGACCGUGUUUCUCCUGAGUGGGAACGACCCAGCCAUUCAUCUCUACAAGGAGAACGAGGGGCUCCAUCAGUUCGAGGAACAGCCUGUGGAAAACCUCUUCCCAGAGCUCACAGACCUGACCAGCAGCGUCCUCUGGCUUGACGUCCACAACCUCCCGGGCACGUCCCGGCGACUCUCCGCGCUCGGCUGUCAGAGUGGUUAUGUCCGCGUGGCCCACGUGGACCAGCAGAGCCGAGAGGUGUUGCAGACCUGGACAGUCCUGCAGGAUGGCCCCAUCUCCCGAGUGAUCGUGUUCAGACUCUCGGCCCCCACGGAGACCCAGGACGGGCCGCCGCGGGAGGAGUACAGCGUGCUCGUGGCCAGCAUGCUGGAGCCGGCCGUGGUGUACCGGGACCUGCUGACCCGGGGCCUUGAGGACCAGCUUCUCCUGCCUGGCAGUGACCAGUUUGACAGUAUCCUCUGUGGCCUGGUCACCGACAUCGAUCUGGACGGGCAGCCAGAAGUCCUGGUGGCCACCUACGGACAGGAACUGCUCUGUUACAAGUACUGCGGCCCCGAGCGCGGACUCGCCGAGCCUGGGUUUCGCCUCCUUUGGCAGCGGGGCUUCCCCAGCCCGCUGCUGGCCAUGGCGCACGUGGACCUGACGGGGGAUGGGCUGCAGGAGCUUGCUGUGGUCUCUCUGAAGGGCGUGCACAUCCUGCAGCACAGCCUGAUCCAGGCCUCGGAGCUGGUCCUGACGCGGCUUCGGCGCCAAGUGGAGCAGAGCAGACACCAGCCAGGGAGGCUGGGCCCGGGGCCUGCUGGGACACCGGCCUCCUGAGCACCCACCCACGGGGGCGCCCACCUGCAGCCCUUCCUGGAGAGGGGAGAACCCCGAAGGAGGGAGUGGUCUGCCCGGGUCCCCGGGGGCCGGAGCUGUGAGUCCCGCCCCAGGCUGCCCUGCGACCUCGCCUGACACUCCUCCGGGCCUCAGUGUCCCCCUUGGAAAAUGGGAUGGGCUCACCCAACCCCCCUUGUGCCCCCGGUUGGCCAGCCAGCGAUGAUUUACACGCCCAAAGGAACUGAACUCUCCGCCGUCUUGAUCCUUCUGUUCAGCGAGCGCCGGGCGAGAGCCUGGCACCCUGGGUCUCGCGCCACGCGCCCAGAAGAACAGAGGGUGGGGGAGACCCAGAGGUGGGACGGAGGAGAGACGGCGGCACAGACCUCGGAGGGAAGACUCGCCCGGGCCCAACAGCAGGGCCGACGUCAGGCCACUGUGGGGAAGGCAGGACUGUGAGGGAAGGGCCCGAGGCGGGGCCCUGGCAGGAAGCUCUGGAUCUGAGAUGAGGUCCCAGUGGGAAGACAAGGAAACUGAGUCUCAGAGGAAAGGGUGGCGCAAAGGACUGCUUUGGGGAGCCCGAGCGUCUGAGGCCAGACCCCUGUGAAGAAGGCUGAGGCCGGACUCCGCCAGAAUCUCGGCGGUUUGCCCUGACUGGUGUGGCUCAGUGGAUGGAGCUCCGGCCUGUGAACCAAUGGGUCGCCAGUUCAGUUCCCAGUCAGGGCACAGGCCUGGGUUGCGGGCCAGGCCCCCAUUAGGGGGCACACGAGAGGCAACCACACAUUGAUGUUUCUCUCCUUUCUCCCUUCCUUUCCCUCUCUCUAAAAAUAA